AUGGCAGAACUCCUCCUCGGGGAGUCGAAGCUGGAGCAGUACCUGAAGGAGCACUCCCUGCGGCAGGGGGCCAGCCCCCGAGGCCCCUGGCCCCAGCUGACCGAGGUCCGCAAGCACCUGACCGCCGCCCUGGACCGAGGGAACCUCAAGUCAGAGCUGCUACAAGAAUCCAAUCUGAUCAUGGCCAAGCUGAACUACGUGGAAGGAGAUUAUAAGGAAGCUCUCAACAUCUACGCGCGGGUGGGCCUCGAUGACUUGCCGCUGACAGCCGUCCCGCCCUACCGGUUGCGGGUGCUGGCGGAAGCCUACGCGACCAAAGGACUUUGUUUAGAGAAGUUGCCUGUUUCCUCUUCUACCAGUAACCUCCACGCGGACCGGGAACAGGAGGUCAUCACCUGCUAUGAGAAAGCGGGGGACAUCGCGCUCCUGUACCUCCAAGAGAUAGAAAGGGUAAUACUUACUAAUAUUCAAAACAGAAGCCCUAAGCCUGGCCCUGCUCCCCACGAUCAAGAACUAGGUUUUUUCCUAGAAACAGGACUUCAGAGAGCCCAUGUCCUCUAUUUCAAAAAUGGGAACUUGACCAGAGGAGUGGGGAGGUUCAGAGAGCUCCUCAGAGCCGUCGAGACGAGAACAACUCAGAACCUGCGAAUGACCAUAGCGAGGCAGCUGGCGGAGAUCCUGUUGCGGGGGAUGUGUGAACAGAGCUACUGGAACCCUCUGGAGGACCCGCCAUGCCAGUCGCCUCUGGACGACCCUCUCCGGAAAGGAGCCAACACAAAAACCUACAGCCUCAGCCGGAAAGCCCGCGUCUACUCAGGAGAGAACAUUUUUUGUCCUCAAGAAAAUACGGAAGAGGCCCUGUUGUUACUGCUGAUUAGUGAAUCCAUGGCCAACCGGGACGCCGUGCUGAGCAGGAUCCCCGAGCACAGGAGCGACCGCCUCAUCAGUCUGCAGAGCGCCUCGGUGGUCUAUGACCUGCUGACCAUUGCUCUUGGGAGAAGAGGCCAGUUUGAGAUGCUGUCGGAGUGCUUAGAGAGAGCCAUGAAGUUCGCCUUCGAGGAGUUCCACCUCUGGUACCAGUUUGCUCUGUCACUCAUGGCGGCCGGAAAAUCUGCCCGUGCCGUGAAGGUGCUGAAGGAAUGCAUUCGGCUGAAGCCCGAUGACGCCACCAUCCCACUGCUGGCCGCCAAGCUGUGCAUGGGCUCCCUUCACUGGUUGGAAGAGGCUGAGAAGUUUGCCAAAAUUGUCGUUGAUGCGGAAGAGAAAACGUCCGAGUUCAAGGCCAAAGGCUACUUAGCUCUGGGGCUCACGUACAGCCUGCAGGCCACUGACGCUUCGUUGCGAGGGAUGCAGGAGGUCCUGCAGAGAAAGGCGCUUCUUGCAUUUCAGAGGGCCCACAGUCUGUCACCGACAGAUCACCAAGCAGCUUUCUACCUCGCUCUGCAGCUCGCCAUCUCCAGACAGAUACCGGAGGCUCUGGGCUAUGUCCGCCAGGCUCUUCAGCUUCAAGGCGAUGAUGUCAACUCCCUGCACCUGCUCGCCCUCCUGCUGUCGGCACAGAAGCACUCCCACGACGCGCUGAGCAUCGUGGACAUGGCCCUGAGCGAGUACCCGGAGAACUUCCUACUGCUGUUCUCCAAGGUGAAGUUGGAGUCACUGUGCCGGGGCCCGGAUGAGGCGCUGCUCACGUGCAAGCACAUGCUACAGAUAUGGAAAUCCUGCUACAACCUAACCAACCCCAGUGACUCUGGACGCGGGAGCAGCCUCUUAGAUAGAACCAUUGCGGACAGGCGGCAGCUCAAUACGAUCACCUUGCCAGACUUCAGCGACCCGGAGACAGGCUCUAUCCACGCCACAUCCGUGGCGGCCUCCCGCGUGGAGCAGGCGCUGUCCGAAGUGGCCUCGUCUCUGCAGAGCAGCACCCCCAAGCAGGGCCCGCUGCACCCCUGGAUGACACUGGCACAGAUCUGGCUCCACGCAGUCUUUGAAGAGGUCAACUCAACAGACAGGCUCCCCCAAACUGUGCCGUGUUAG
Myotis lucifugus (little brown bat) is the source of this 2034-nucleotide messenger RNA. RefSeq names its product tetratricopeptide repeat domain 7B (gene TTC7B). Gene Ontology annotation, molecular function: protein binding. NCBI's taxonomy places the organism in Eukaryota, Metazoa, Chordata, Mammalia, Chiroptera, Vespertilionidae. The record is from RefSeq and is a predicted model, not a curated record. Bases 1 to 2034 code for a protein of 677 amino acids. Gene Ontology annotation, biological process: protein localization to plasma membrane; phosphatidylinositol phosphate biosynthetic process. The transcript is spliced from 18 exons. Gene Ontology annotation, cellular component: plasma membrane.